CGUCGCGCAAGCGAGUCGCCGCCGCCGCCGAUGUUGCUGCUCCCCGCCAGCGGCAGCACGCGCGAGUACGUGGCGGCGUUCGGCGCGAGCAGUCGUGUAGUCAUUGUGGUGUCGCAGCCUACUCGCCUCGCGUGCGUUGAGCUGGCGAAGUUCACUGCAUCACUGGUGGCAUCAUCGUCAUCAUCAUCAUCAUCCGCCGACGCCGCAGCCCAUGUCGGCGGUCGCGUUGGGUACGCCGUUGGUGGUGACGCGUGUUUCUCGUCGGCGACCGAAAUCGUCUUCUCGACACCCGGUUACAUUGUGAAUGCGCUGCAGCACCGCAGCGGGGCGCUAUCGCCCACCACACUCGUCAUUGAUGAGGCGCACUGUCGCGACUUGGAGACGGACCUGCUGCUUGCGUGGGCAAAGCAGCAGCUGCACGGAGGGGGGCGGCCACAGGAAGACGACGGCUCCGCGCGGCUUCGUCAGUUGGUGCUGAUGUCUGCCACACUUCCGGUAGAGCAGAUGGUGGCGUACUUCACACCACGGGCUGUCGCAAAUGGGGACGCGCGGCAAAAGGCGGCGGCGGCAGCAGCAGCAGAGGGAGAAGGCGAACACAACGGAGAAGCAAGAGCACGAUGCGCCCCGCAGAUUCUUCGCGUGGAUGGCCCUGCGGUGGAUGCGCAGCAUGAGAGCGGCGACGCCAAAGGCGGCAGCGGCGGCAACUGCACUCGCCCGUUCCGCGUUGAGGAGUACUUCCUGGAUGACCUUCCCGACGCCCUAGAGGCGUCAAGGAUACUGCAGGCAGACACUCGGAAAGGUGCAUCCUCGCCCUCCCACCCCGCCUCCUCCUCCUCCUCCUCCUCUUCUUCCGGAUGCCCGCUACUGUCGAUCCCGGCGCGGCGUGUAACGGCGUCGCUUGGGCACUUCUUUUCCUACACACGGUUUGGCGCUGACAUUUACUCCCAUCAGGCACGCGCGCUGGCGCAGUUCCUCUUGUUCGCCUUGCAGAGCCUUGCUGUGGCCUCCCAGAGAUUAGCGGCUGAUGGACGGCUUCACCAACAGCAGCAGCAGCAGCAAGAAGAUGCACAACGGCAACACCCAGAUAGUCUUCUGGUGUUUCUUCCUGGGUUUGCAGAGAUAUCGCUGGUGCUGCAGUCGCUGGAGAUGCUGUGUCGGCCGGCAACUGUGGGCGGCGCACGUUUGUCCACCCAGCAGCCGAGCAGCAGUGGAAGUGUGACGUUUCUGCAGUACGAGCAAUGGACCUUCUCCGUGGCGCUGCUGCACGCCACGGCGAUUGGGAGUCCGCAGCAGCAGCUUGACGAGAGUACCGGCCCGUUCCCGCACCGCAUCAUUCUGUCGACCACCGUCGCGGAGAGCUCUGUGACGAUCCCCAACGUGCGCUGCGUCAUCGACUCGUGCCUGGAGCGCCGCUUCUUCGCCGACCCGGUGACGGGCGUCAUGCUACGCAGCACCGCGGUGGCGAGCGCGAGCAGCGUGCGGCAGCGUGGAGGCCG
Messenger RNA from Trypanosoma grayi, 1496 nucleotides. Its product is annotated as putative helicase. Lineage: Eukaryota; Euglenozoa; Kinetoplastea; Trypanosomatida; Trypanosomatidae. Gene Ontology annotation, biological process: spliceosomal complex disassembly. The record is from RefSeq and is a predicted model, not a curated record. Gene Ontology annotation, molecular function: RNA binding. The transcript has a single exon. The annotation marks the transcript as partial. Gene Ontology annotation, cellular component: catalytic step 2 spliceosome; intracellular anatomical structure.